This is a messenger RNA of Didymosphaeria variabile, 1686 nucleotides long. RefSeq lists its product as uncharacterized. Bases 1 to 1686 code for a protein of 561 amino acids. The transcript is spliced from 2 exons. The record is from RefSeq and is a predicted model, not a curated record. Gene Ontology annotation, molecular function: CoA-ligase activity. NCBI's taxonomy places the organism in Eukaryota, Fungi, Ascomycota, Dothideomycetes, Pleosporales, Didymosphaeriaceae.
AUGGUCAUCUUCAAAUCGAGACAACCGCCUAUUGACCUGCCUACAGAGCUCACAGAUUGGGACUGGUCAUUCGAUUCAAAAUAUUCGCCAAUAACCCGAUUUCCACCUAAUGAGCUCAAUGGCUUCCAAAAUGCCGUCACCAAGGAGCGAGUCAGCUGGCUGGACGUGAAGAAGUACUCUACAUACAUUGCAACUGCCUUGACUAAGCGAUAUGGCCUUCGUGAAGGAGAGACGAUCUCGCUCUUCAGUCAAAACACCGUAUGGUAUCCUGUGGCUAUGUUUGCUGGACUCAGAGUAGGAGCCAGGAUAUCCGGAGCAAGCCCUGCUUAUAAUGUUGAGGAAAUGACGUUCGCACUUAAGACCGCCGAUGCUAAGUUCCUUAUGACUACCCCCGGGAGUAUGGAAGUUGCUAGCAAGAGCGCGGAAGCAGCUGGCUUGCCGAAAAGCAACGUCUUCUUACUUGAGGGUGAACUACCAGGCUACACAACUGUGCAGGAAUUGAUUAGGAUUGGCCAAGCGUAUGGAGAACAGGGACAGACGCCAGCAUUCAAAUUGCCCCCUGGCAAGAAGAAUAAGGAUGUCUGCGGAUUUCUUUCUUUCAGCUCGGGAACGACAGGCUUGCCUAAGGCUGUCAUGAUUUCGCACCAGAACGUCAUUGCCCAAUGUCUCCAGAUCGAGCAGAUCACGCCAAACACUCACAAGAAAAUCAUGGCCGUCCUGCCCUUGUUCCACAUUACCGGCCUUGUACACCAGAUGCACUUACCCAUCCUACUCAACGCUGAAGUCAUAAUGCUCCCGCAAUUCACAAUGGAAGGGAUGCUCAACACCAUCGUGGAAUACCAGCUCGGCGAGCUUCUCUUAGUACCGCCUAUUCUGAUUCGGCUGGUGCGCGAUCCAAUUGUCGACAAAUACGACCUGUCUCACGUCACACGCUUUUCCUCUGGCGCUGCACCAUUGAGCGAGGAGAUCAUCCAGCUCCUACAGAAGAAAUUCCCAAACACCGGUUUCAAGCAAGGAUACGGUAUGACGGAGUCUUGUUCAUGCAUCACCGCACACCCUCCGGAGAAGUAUGCGUACAAGUACGCGCAUUCAGGCGGCGCGGUCUGUGCUUCAACCGAAGUCAAAAUACUGAAGGAAGACGGGACGGAAGGUGAUGUUGGUGAGGUGGGAGAGGUGUUAGCAAGAGGGCCGCAGAUCGUGAUGGGUUAUCUCAAUAACGAGAAGGCGACGAGAGAUACCUUUGACGAAGACGGCUUCCUGCAUACUGGAGAUCAAGGCAUGAUCGAUGAAGAGGGCAUGAUCCAUAUCACGGACCGCAUCAAAGAGCUCAUCAAGGUGAAAGGCAUCGGUGUUGCACCGGCCGAACUUGAAGACCUACUCCUCGGCCACGACAAAGUCGAGGAUGUCGCUGUCAUGGGCAUUCUAGACGACUACUCGGGUGAGUUGCCCAAGGCAUACGUGAAGCUGAAAGACGGUGUGCAGGCGGAUACGGCUGUAGGAAUGGAGUUGAUUGCUUUUGUGAAGGAGAAGAAGGUGAGACAUAAGUGGGUGAAAGAGAUUGAGUUUAUACCUGAGGUACCGAAGAGUGCUAGUGGGAAGAUUCUGAGGAGAGUUUUGAGGGACAAGGAGAAGAAUGGGAAGGAUAGAGGUGUUGUGGUUAAGGACGAGGCCAAGGCUAAGCUCUAG